This is a messenger RNA of Hydra vulgaris (swiftwater hydra), 877 nucleotides long. RefSeq lists its product as uncharacterized. The record is from RefSeq and is a predicted model, not a curated record. NCBI's taxonomy places the organism in Eukaryota, Metazoa, Cnidaria, Hydrozoa, Anthoathecata, Hydridae.
AUUUCCAAGGAUAUCUAAACCCAAAUAGAAAAAUAAGUAUGCCAAAAACCAGUGCAGAGAAAAAUCAUAAAAAGCGUCAAAAAAAUAAAAAAUCGUUAACACCUGUUAGUACUUGUAUAGUAGAAGAAAAGAAAAAAGAUCCUUUAGAACAAAUAAAAGAAGAUCUUCAAAAAGCAAAAGAGGCUGGGGAUCAUAAGCUUGCUACUAAGCUGCGUCAGGAUUUAUGGGUUCUUCAAGAUCAAAUGGCUGGAGUAAGUCCUUUUUUAAAUGAAGAUGAAUUAGAAGAAUCUCUCAGAAGAAAUAGAGAACGAGAGAUGUCAUUUCAAGAAAAAACAGUUGAAAAGUCUGUUAGCAAAGCAGAUAAAGAACUUAAAAAGCUUCAAAAAAAACUUGAUAAAAUACUGAAUAUAAAAAAGAUGAAAGAAGAAGGAAAAACAUUAGAAAAAAAUCAGCUUGAAAUGAUUGAAAAAGAAGAAGAAGCUCGAAAAGAAUUGGCAGAAUAUGAGAGACUUUAUAAUGAAGUUAAAGUUAUACUUUAAUAUUUUAUCUGUCGUUAAUUUGCAACAGUAUAUUGGUAAAUUUAAACGAAAAAUGGUUGUGAGCUAUCGUUUUUUCACUGUCAUUUGUUGCAGUCGGUUUUCAUAAACACAAUUGUUGUUUAGAUGUAGUCAUAAAAACUGUAUUAAAUGCACUUGAAUUUUUUUUUUUAUAAAAUCUCUGAUUAAUAAUUCCAAUCACUAUUCAAGCAUUUGGUUCGGAAUUCAAGUACUUUCCAAACCAAAUGUUCAACCAAAAAAGUAUUCAAACAGUUCAGAAUUAGAAAGAUUUAUGAAGUGAAGAUUUGAUAAAACAGAAUAAAAAAGUAUUUCCAAGUAAA